Molecule: messenger RNA, 594 nt
Organism: Cutaneotrichosporon cavernicola
Lineage: Eukaryota; Fungi; Basidiomycota; Tremellomycetes; Trichosporonales; Trichosporonaceae
Gene: GIS2
Exons: 6
Coding region: 1-594 (197 amino acids)
Biological process (GO): positive regulation of cytoplasmic translation
Cellular component (GO): cytoplasm
Molecular function (GO): single-stranded RNA binding; zinc ion binding; translation regulator activity
Source: RefSeq, a predicted model, not a curated record
AUGUUCUCGACGCUGAUCUCAGUUAGCCUCUGCAACAACAACAUAAUGUUCGCGACCGCCUCGAUUCCCGGCUCCCGACAGGGGUGCUUCAAAUGCGGCAACUUGGGCCACAUCGCUGAGAACUGCCAGUCACCGUCGCGACUGUGCUACAACUGCCGCGAGGCCGGACAUGAGAGCACAAACUGCCCCCAUCCUCGCACGACGGACGGCAAGCAAUGCUACGCUUGUGGAGGGGUGGGCCACGUCAAGGUUGACUGCCCGACUCUUCGGGGCGCCCUUGGGUUCGGGGGAAACGCAGGACACGGAGGACAUGGCGUGUUCGGAAAUUUCCAAAAGUGCUACCAGUGCGGACGGCCGGGACAUAUUGCGCGCAUGUGCCCGUCGUCUCGCCGGGGAGCGUUUGGACCGCCCCGACCCCGCGUCGCCAACCCCGACGGCACGCCGGUCAAGUGCUACCGGUGCAAUGGCGACAACCACCUGGCACGCGACUGCCUCGCGCCCCGCGACGACUCUGCCAAAAAGUGCUACAAGUGCAGCGAGACGGGGCACAUUGCGCGUGACUGUCCGACGAACCAGGUCCAAGUGGCGGAAUAG